Grammomys surdaster is the source of this 780-nucleotide messenger RNA. Its product is annotated as indoleamine 2,3-dioxygenase 2-like. NCBI's taxonomy places the organism in Eukaryota, Metazoa, Chordata, Mammalia, Rodentia, Muridae. The record is from RefSeq and is a predicted model, not a curated record. Gene Ontology annotation, cellular component: cytoplasm. Gene Ontology annotation, biological process: 'de novo' NAD+ biosynthetic process from L-tryptophan. The annotation marks the transcript as partial. The transcript has 8 exons. Gene Ontology annotation, molecular function: L-tryptophan 2,3-dioxygenase activity; heme binding; metal ion binding.
UGAAAAGCCACUGGACUCCAUCCAUGUUUGGUGAAUGUUUUCUGAAAGGCCAAAAGAGCUUCUUUUGCACAGCAUAUAGCGUUCUGCUGAGAUUGCCCAGAAAGAACUCCCCGAUUAUUACAAGCCUUGGAUGGAAACUGCCAACAGACUUCCUCACUUAAUUGAGAGCCACCAGCUCCAAGCUCAUGUGUACAAGAUGCCUCUCCUGGACUGCAGGUUCCUAAAGAGUCACCGCGAGCAGCGCCUGGCACACCUGGUGCUGGCUGCUAUCACCAUGGGAUUUGUCUGGCAGGAAGGGGAAGCCCAACCCCAAAAGGUGCUGCCAAGAACUCUUGCCAUUCCUUUUGUUGAGGUAUCCAGGAGUUUGGGACUCCCUCCUAUCCUGGUCCACUCUGACCUGGUGCUGACAAACUGGACCAAAAGGAACCCAGAGGGACCGUUGGAAAUAGGUAACCUGGAGAUCAUCAUUUCUUUUCCCGGGGGAGAGAGCCUGAGGGGCUUCAUCCUGGUGACAGUCUUGGUGGAGAAGGCAGCAGUGCCUGGCAUUAAGGCCCUAGUUCAGGGAGUGGAGGCCAUUCGGCAACACAGCCAGGACACCCUGCUGGAGGCUCUGCAGCGGCUGAGACUCUCCAUCCAGGACAUCACCAGAGCCUUGGCCCAAAUGCAUGGACAGAUUUCCUUCCCAGACAUAAAAAUGCCUUUUGUGGACAUCAGAGGCCCACUGCGCUGCAAGCCAAGUCCCCAGGCCUUUGCCCAGCUUAACAUAGUUGUACAAAUAAG